This is a messenger RNA of Umbelopsis ramanniana AG, 771 nucleotides long. RefSeq lists its product as uncharacterized. The record is from RefSeq and is a predicted model, not a curated record. Lineage: Eukaryota; Fungi; Mucoromycota; Umbelopsidomycetes; Umbelopsidales; Umbelopsidaceae. The transcript has 2 exons. The coding region runs from base 268 to 582 and encodes 104 amino acids.
GAGUAAGUUCUACUAACUUAAGCCAGGCCAGGUUCGUCCUAAAACGAGAUCGAAGCGCAUCUCGAAUAUAUAUGCUGUUAUUUGGUCCUUAAAGUCUGCGAUGUUGGCGUCGAUGGAGACUUCAUAGCGGAUGACCGAGACCUGUCCCGGGCGAUGAUAACCUCUUUUCCUUGUACCUUUCGCCAGGUCAUUCCGGUUGCGGCUUUUGGGAGAUAUAAUUAGUGCUAGCCCCCGUGUCCAGAAUUGCGAGAGUCUUCGGAUUCUGUCAUGACAUUCAGGUGUGGCCUGGGAUGUUUUUCCGAGGGGACGUUUUUUCGCGUUCUUCGGUGCUUGCGAAAAUCGAAUGUGUCAUCCUAUACGCGACGGGCAAUCGAUGCCUUCCCCUGGUCCUUCGCAGCUGAAAACAAAAAAAGUGGGGUUAGGGUUUCGCCCAUUGUUUCUUCUCAUGCGAUGUCUUCCUUGCACCCGUUCCCGAACAUAGUUUCCUACCUCUUCCUGACACCUCUUUCAAACUUUUCCAUUGCUUUAUUUGAGGCCAUAUUUGGUUCUUCCAAGAUGAGGUCCUGGAACUUGUCGACGUAGUCCUCUACUGAUCCGAUUUGGUGGUGGACAGCCAGUCUAUCGCGAGCCAUGCGGAGGUUUUGGACCGGUUUGAAGGCCUUCCGCAGCUCUUCUUUGAACUCGACUCAAUCUUCUGGUACUUCGCUGAUCGUUUCUUGUCUUAUUAGCCAGUCUUGCUCGACGAUAACAUCAAACUUGCGGAUUGGUAAA